UGUAUAUUAAUAGGAAAAAAGAAGCUGUCUGAACUGCAAAUUAUUGACAGGUUAUCUGUGAGACAGACAGCCAUUUCUAGAAUGACUACAUUUUGGAAUGCAAUCAAAGACAAAAUGCUUUUUCUGAAGUUUCACAGCCAUAAAUUACGCAGGCCCUGGUGGAUUUCAGCAAUAGUAGAGGCUGCGCAAAGUCAAGGAGGAGGCCUACAGGAGCGGCGACCGCGACCUGUUCAGGCAGACCAGAAACACACUGAACCGAGAGGUCAGGAAAGCCAGGAGGUGUUACGGGGAGAACCUGAAGAGACACCUCUCUGCCAAUCCUGAUCCCUCAACGGUGUGGAAAGGUCUGCAGAGCAUCACGGGCUACAAGAAACGAACCCCCCGUCCUGUAGAGAGCCCAAGGCUUGCUAACCAGCUAAACAAGUUCUACUGCAGGUUUGAUCGGUCCUCCCACACAACGGGACCUCCUGCAGCACAAUCUACAUUCUCACCUCUCCCCACAACUGCUCUGUCCACACCUCUAUCAUCGUUGUCACCCACUCACUCUCUUGCAGAGGCCGCGCCCGCACUCCAGGUCCGCGAGGAGGAAGUGCGCCAGAUGUUCCGGAGACAAAAGACCAGGAAGGCACCGGGCCCAGACGGCGUGUCACCUUCCUGCUUGAAAGUCUGCGCUGAGCAGCUGGCGCCCACCUUUGCACGGAUCUUCAACCGUUCUCUGGAGCUGUGUGAGGUGCCCUCGUGCUUCAAGAGCUCCACCAUCAAUCCAGUGGCCAAGAAGCCCGCCAUCACAGGUUUGAAUGACUAUAGACCCGUCGCACUGACAUCUGUGGUUAUGAAAUCGUUCGAGAGGUUAGUGCUGAACCACCUGAAGGUGGUCACGAGCCCCCUGGUUGACCCCCUCCAGUUUGCCUACCGGGCAAACAGGUCAGUGGAUGAUGCGGUCAACAUGGGACUGCACUACAUCCUGCACCACCUGGACACCCCAGGAACGUACGCGAGGAUCCUGUUCGUGGACUUCAGCUCGGCGUUCAACACCAUCACUCCUGACAUCCUCCAACAGAAGCUCAUCCAGCUUGCGGUGCCUGCCUCCACCUGUCAGUGGAUCACCAGCUUCCUGACCAACAGGAGACAGCGUGUGAGGCUGGGGGGCAUCACAUCUGACACCCGGACCACCAACACUGGAGCUCCUCAGGGUGAUGAGACUGCGUACAGACAGGAGGUGGAGCGGCUGGUCCACUGGUGCAGCCAAAAUCAUUUGGAGCUUAACCCGCUCAAGACCGUGGAGAUGACAGUGGAUUUCAGACACCUUCAAGUUCCUGGGAACCACAAUCUCUCGGGACCUGAAAUGGACCGGCCACAUAGACUCCGGAAGAAGGCCCAACAGAGGCUGUACUUCCUGAGACAGCUCAAGAAGUUCAACCUGCCGCGAGAGCUUCUGAAGACCUUCUACACUGCCAUCAUCCAGUCUGUCCUCUGCACCUCCAUCACUGUCUGGUUUAGAUCGGCCUCCAAACAAGACAAGCACAGACUACAACGGACAAUCAGAACUGCAGAAAAGAUCAUUGGAAUCAACCUCCCAUCUAUCCAAGACUUGUACCUGUCCAGGACCAGGAGUCGUGCAAGGAACAUCUCUACAGACCCUUCUCACCCAGGUUGCAGUCUGUUUGAACUACUCCCCUCCGGACGGCGUUAUAGAGCUCGGUACGCCAAAACCAGCAGACACAGAGACAGUUUCUUCCCCCAGGCUGUUGCUCUGAUGAACUCACACCACUCAUAGAGUCUCAGAGACAUUACUGUGCAAUAACAUCCUGCUCUUCACACCUUUUUGAAUUUGUCUACACUGUUUUUGCCAUUAUUCACAUGUCCUGAAUGUUGUUAGUCACCUAAAUGUUGAACAGAGGGUGUGUUUUUACCGAAGUCAAAUUCUUUGUUUGGCACGCUCAAACAUGGCGAAUAAAAACUCUUGAAUCUUGUUAGACAAUCGGAAACUAUUGAAGUCUAACAACAUAGACGUUGCUACUCUAAAAUUAUGUAUCUAAUAACUAUAAAAUAAAUAAGUUUAGCGAACCAUCUGUGUCACUCCAAAUUAUAAAAUCUCCUGACUCUGGAAGUCAGUGAAUGGAACUCAUUGUCAGUGAGGGUCUAAUUAUUCCACAGCCAUAGUGCGCCCUCAUGCGGUUUAAAGUGAGAAUAACAUGUGAAGUGAUUAACUAUACUAGUAAGUCAGUAAUGUGUUAAUGAUCAAGUAAAGAUUUGUGAAUAAUUCGACAUAAA
Messenger RNA from Syngnathus typhle (broad-nosed pipefish), 2274 nucleotides. RefSeq lists its product as uncharacterized. Gene Ontology annotation, molecular function: 2-oxoglutarate-dependent dioxygenase activity; methyltransferase activity. The transcript has 4 exons. Bases 599 to 1777 code for a protein of 392 amino acids. The record is from RefSeq and is a predicted model, not a curated record. Lineage: Eukaryota; Metazoa; Chordata; Actinopteri; Syngnathiformes; Syngnathidae.